Salarias fasciatus (jewelled blenny) is the source of this 3471-nucleotide messenger RNA. It is a transcript of the gene usp53b, whose product is annotated as ubiquitin specific peptidase 53b. The record is from RefSeq and is a predicted model, not a curated record. Lineage: Eukaryota; Metazoa; Chordata; Actinopteri; Blenniiformes; Blenniidae. Gene Ontology annotation, cellular component: cell-cell junction. Gene Ontology annotation, molecular function: cysteine-type deubiquitinase activity. Bases 89 to 3232 code for a protein of 1047 amino acids. The transcript is spliced from 16 exons. Gene Ontology annotation, biological process: sensory perception of sound; protein deubiquitination; response to auditory stimulus.
UGUUCAAUGUCCAGUGGCACAUGGCUGAGGCUGCCCUGUGGCUGAUCCCAACAAUGCUUUCAACGAACCGCUGCGGAGGUGCGUGGGGAUGAAAUGGAUGGAGCCCAUGGCCAGACCGCCACACCAGCUCCCGCGUCCCGGCAUGUCCAGCCGCAGCAAGUCUCCCCCCAACUCUGGAGAAGCUGCAGGCUCUAACUCCAUGGCAUGGGUGAAGAUGUUUAAAAAACCCGGAGGAGGCCUGAAGAAGUCCUACCAGCCUGGCAGUAUGCUGUCUCUCGCCCUCACCAAAGGCCUGCUGAACGAACCCGGGCAAAACAGCUGCUUCUUGAACAGCGCUGUCCAGGUGCUCUGGCAGCUGGAUAUUUUCAGGAGAAGUUUAAGGCAGCUCUCAGGUCACUUCUGUCUCGGUGACGCCUGCAUUUUCUGUGCUUUGAAGAGCAUAUUCAGCCAGUUUCAGCAGAGCAGAGAACGAGUGCUUCCGUCCGACAGCCUGCGUAACGCCCUCGCCGAAACUUUUAAGGAUGAGCAGCGCUUCCAGCUGGGCCUGAUGGAUGACGCUGCUGAGUGCUUUGAGAACAUCCUGGAGCGAAUACAUUUACACAUAGUUUCGGACACAGCAACCGACGCCUGCUCAUCCAAAUCCUGCAUCACCCACCAGAAGUUUGCAAUGAUGCUUUAUGAGCAGUUUGUGUGCCGCUGCUGUGGAGCAUCUUCAGACCCACACCCUUUCACAGAGUUCGUACAUUAUGUCUCCACCACUGCUUUAUGCCAACAGGUUGACCGCAUGCUGGGGAAGAGCGAGCGGCUGAGGUCAGACAUGUUCGGAGAACUGCUGCAGGCAGCAAACAACACGGGCGACCUGCGGAGCUGCCCGAGUGACUGUGGUCAGAGCAUUAAGAUCCGCCGGGUUCUCAUGAACUGUCCAGAGAUCGUGACCAUUGGGUUCGUGUGGGACGCCGAGCAGUCCGACCUGACAGACGAUGUGAUUCGGUCCGUCGGCCCCCGGCUGAACCUGUGUGGGCUUUUCAACCGAGUCACCGAUGAAAACGCCAAACGGAGUGAGCUUCUUCUGGUGGGAAUGAUCUGUUUUUCCAGUAAACAUUACUCAGCGUUUGCCUAUCACACCAAAUCUUCAAAAUGGAUGUUUUUUGACGACGCCACAGUAAAGGAGAUUGGAUCCAAGUGGAAAGACGUUGCGUCCAAAUGCAUCAGGGGACAUUUUCAGCCACUUCUUUUGUUUUACACCAAUCCUGAAGGGAGUCCGGUGUCUAAUGAAGAUGCGCCGAGACAAACCAGCAUGUGUCCGCGGUACAAAGCUCAAGUUAAUGGUGACACAGCCGGGAAACAUCCCAUGGGCAGUCCAAAGAAACUUCAGGAACCUUUCAUGGAGAAUAUCCAGAGGACUGGCGAAACAUCAAAAAAGGACAGAGGACAUCGGAGAACUGAGCAGUCACAGCAAAAAGACAUGGCACAUGGAAAGUCUUCAUCUUCACCAGAGAAUGGGCCAAAGCCUCCUGUGGAAAAACUAAAAGGUCAUCCACGUCCCGAGAAGUCAUCCACCCAUCAAAGCAGAGCGCCUCAGGAGUCACAUGGACAGAGUGGACAUAGUCGAAGAACCAACACGUCCCCGGGUCGCUAUGACCAGGACGGCAGCCACGAGCAGUGGGAAAAAGGCGGGAGCGGCGGAGGCCGCAAUAAGCCCAAGUCCACCUGGAGACCCAUUCGGGAAGUCUUAAACGUGGACACCGUGCUGAACGAGCUGGAGCAGCGGCGGCAGCAGCAGCAUGACAGCCCGCGGUGCAGCAAGCCCUCGGCCCAGGAAAGAGCGCACGCCGAACAGAGCCGAGACCGCGAGCGGGAGCGGGAGCACGCGCGAGUCAGGGAGGACCGGAAACAGAAGUGUUUAAUGACGAUUUACGAGGACGAGCAGCGGCACGAGACCGAGAGUCACAGCUCCGUGGAGUCCGAGAGCCGGCCCAGCCAGCAGAGGAGCAGCAGGCUCAAAGGGGGGCCCAAGACCCUGCUGCGCAGCGACACCUGGACCAUCCAGAGGACGGAGUCCGGCUAUGAGAGCAGCGACAGACUCAGCAGCGGCUCCACCAAUCCUGACUCGCCUGGGGUUGAUGGCUUCGCUGUUAAAGACCAGAGAUCAACGCCAGAGGCUCAGCUGCAGAGCCAGCUUCUUCAAAAGGGAGGCGACGCAAAAUCAAGUGUAACAUCCUCACCCUCACACAAUGGUAAACAUCAAACCAAGCCUCAGGGAAAGAACCAUGACCAAGUUUCACAUUCACAUCUGAAGAGCAGUCCAAGUUCAAGACGGAAGUCCAAGUACACUUCUGGUACCUCCAGGAAAGCAGUGUCUUCAGAGAGGAGCUGUGCUGGCUCAGAUAACAGACCAGCUGAGCAGCAGGAGCUGACAAACUGUAGAGGGCACACCGGAGAGAGCGCAGCCCUGAGGCACAUAACAAAAACCAGUAGCUCCGAGUGGAACAGCUCCGACGAUCUUGCGCUUUCUGAGCCCGAGGACAGAGAAAGCACUUACCUCUCUAGCAACAGCGAGGCCGUCGCCUCCGACUCCCACUGUCCUCACGCCACCCCGCCCCACCACCCACCCGCCAACGUGACCGCAGAGCCUCUCCAGCAGAACAGCCAGCGCCAGCUCGGUACGACAGGGUCGCCUCACCUCCGGACGAACCAGCGGACUACCGCCCACCCGGGAGAGGCCGGCCACGCCGCGUUCCGUCCCAGGAUGCUUCAGGAAUCCUUCUCGUCCAGCCCCCGCCUCCCGUCCGCGUCCUACGUCAGCCCUCACCGGAAGCCCGACAUGUCGGCCCUCCGGACCUUCUCAGAUGCAAGCUCCAAGUCGGGCUCGGACCCGGAGAGGAGCACCCCGUCGUCGUGCGACAGCGAGGAGAGGCUGACGGGUUGCAGGGCGGAGCAGGCGGCGCCCGCCCAAGAGGUUUCCCUCACCACGUACUUUAACGUGGACAACUGCAUGACGGAGACGUACCGUCUCAAGUACCACAACCAGAGGCCUCUUGUCCUCUCCGCCACCGUGCCACGGACCGCGGUUGUGAGUGAGCGGAGAGACAACAGCCACACACUCCCCACUGACACACACUCACAAGACGUGCCAAAAGCCAGACCUGAAACAAGCCAUAAUAGCAAUAAACCCACUGCAAAAUGGAACCCAGUGACAGCCAAAGGACUGGAUGAGCGAGGUUUUUUAUGAGUGUGACUUGGUAAGUUUUGUUUACAUGGUCGGACAGUAUUAACUGGAUGCCAAAGAGUUUACAGAAUGGAAAUAGGUUGAGAAGCCGGGACGUCUCCAAACGGAGGGGAGCUUAUUUAUGCAAGCUUGUCACAUACGUAGAAGCUGUUUCUAAAUACUGUUUUGAGUUGUUUGAUGGAUUAUGAACUCUCCCUUCUAUCUUCCACGCUCCUGCAGUGCAAGGCUGCAAGAAGAUUUGU